Molecule: messenger RNA, 5827 nt
Organism: Papilio polytes (common Mormon)
Lineage: Eukaryota; Metazoa; Arthropoda; Insecta; Lepidoptera; Papilionidae
Product: proteasome-associated protein ECM29 homolog
Exons: 37
Coding region: 87-5792 (1901 amino acids)
Biological process (GO): proteasome assembly
Cellular component (GO): nucleus; cytoplasm
Molecular function (GO): molecular adaptor activity
Source: RefSeq, a predicted model, not a curated record
UCGGUUUUUGCCUGUCAUCGUGUAUGUUGUAUUAUUUAAAAUAUUUAUGCUAUUCUUGACGAAAUCUACUACUUAAAUGCAUAAAGAUGUCUGAAAUGGAAGUUACAGAAAGUGGAAGUGAUUGCUCUAACGAUCUACUUCUUCUUGAUCGAGUAUUUUUGAGGCUUGGAAAUGCGGAUUCCGAUGAACAGCUGGAGAGCUGUCUUAAUAGAUUCCUUCCUCCUGUUAUCCUGAAGUUAUCAUCACCUCAUGAACAAGUUCGCACAAAAGUAAUGGAGUUAUUGGUGCAUGUGAACAAGAGAGUGAAAUGCCGAGCUGAUGUUCAGCUGCCGGUGCAAACCUUGCUACAGCUAUAUAAAGAUCCUGUUGCUAACAGUUUUAUUGUUAAUUUCUCUAAAAUAUACAUAACAAUGGGAUUCCCAAGACUGCCUCGGGAACAGCAACUUAGUUUAGCGCCUUCAUUGCUUGAGGCCAUAGAGAACAAACCUCAACCCCAUCAAGAUGGGAUUUUAAUGCUCAUGAUGCCUCUCCUAGGUGAAAUAAAAGACUCAGAUCUGAAUUUGAAGGAAAAACCUAAAGUUUCAUCUCUAAUACUGAAGUUUGCAUUGGAUAUUUUACUGUUACCUUACAGGGCUUUACCAAAUGCGGGAGAGAGUGAGUUCCAAGUACCGCCAGGAAUGAGUAUGAAAACAUAUAAAAGGAUAGUUGCUAAUAACCAAUUGAACCCCAAUCAAUUAGAAGAGAUGAAAUUAUCAAUAGUGAAUUUCAUAAGCAAGGAUGUGUUCAACAUGAAUGAUGUUCUAUUGCCGCUGAUCGUGGCGGCGGCAGACUCGCGGUUCAGUGUUGCCAACCACGCGAAUAGCCCGCUUAUUAGAGUAAACAGUUCAGUAGAGUGGUCUCAGCCCGCAGUAGUGGGACCUCUGUACUCGCUGUACCUCGGCACUUGGGGCGGUCUGAAGGUGCCACCGGAUGAUCGUAAGGUUCCCGCUUGCACAAGACUACGUUUAAAGUUAAUCCAAUAUUUGAACAAAGCAACAGGACCCGCUAUAAUGUUCCCGCAUUGCGUUCAGGUUGUGUUUUCAUCAUUAUUUGAUCCAAAUACAAAUUCCCGUCUCAGGAACAUGGUGUUGAUGUUUUUAUUGAAUGUUAUUAACAAUGGUGAUUCAGAGCAGUUAAAGAAAGUGGGCACAGUGUUCCUGCAUGGUUUGCUGAAGCUGGUCAGAUCUGAGGAGUACGCUGACCAUCACUCUAAAGCCUAUAUGUGCUUAGGUCGUUUGGCGAUGAAAUGUCCUGAAAGUAUAAACAGACAGUUCACGUUACUGGAAGAGUUGGUAAAGAAGAUUCCAGAAGCUGUACCUGAGAUGAAGACGGCGCUGCGAGACGCACUGCUAGAUAUGUCUGUUGCCUACACUAUGCAUAAACCAGAAGGUAAUGAAGCGAUGGACACGUCAGAGGCGGGCACCAGCAACGACAUGGACGUAGAUGAGGGCUCGGAAAGCAAGAAGUCGCGCCCCAACCCUUACGACGAGCCGCAGGCGCUGGCGCUCUACGCACUGCUCGACCACUACAUGCAUAGCGAGGAUCCCAUGAUCCGCUAUAUCGCCAUGCGCUACUCCUCCGUGGUGUUCCCUCAGGACUACGUGCCCUCGCGGUACCUGCUGCUGCUGGCGAGCGGAGACAGUCAAGACGACAUUGUUACCGAAUCACAAAAAUGUCUAUACGGAACAUCACGUGCGAGCGAGAUAGAAGACGUUGUGAACAACGUGAGUAAGAAAGAGACAGCUGUUGUCAACUUAGACGAGGGCACCGCUCGGAAAGACAGCGAUUCAAUAGCUGAGUUGAAAACACCCAGUUUCAAAGACGUAGUUAAUUACGUCUGGGAACAGAUACAAAAGAGAAAGAAAGGCUCAAAUUCAAAGCACAGAUAUGUUAUUGGAAACCAUCUACUGCAGUUCCAUCCAAAAACAUACCAAGAAAUAUUAAGGUAUAUGAGGAUGUGUUUGAACCGAGACGCGAACUUAAAGGACUGCUCUAACCAUCCCAAUAGUAAUUCACCUCUGCUCGCUAAAUACUUCAGAGAGAACUUACUAGAAAGUGAAGUACUUGAACGAUAUCUGACUAUGAUUACGUCACUACUUAAUGCAUGUCCAGAAUUGAUGCCUCUAACAUGCUUUUUGGAUAUCGUUGGCUGCGUGCCAGAAAUAAUGGCAUCAAAAUACGUAUCUCUACUACCAUUCUUUAUGAAUCUCUUCACAACAAGCACGAAAGAGGACAUUCGUGAUAUUGCCGCGGUUAUUUUUGCGAUUAUAACCUCAAAUACGAGUAAUAAAUCAGCAAUUGAGAAGGAAAUAAAAGAAUUCGUAGUUCAAAGUCGUGGUAAUAAAGGUUUAGAAGCUCAGUGCGGUUAUAUUUCCGCGUUCAGCCAUCUUUGUGAACGUUGUAUAGCGCUGUCAAAGCGCGGCAAAUUUGGCGGCAAAGGAUUCAAUCCGUCAAACUGGGAGCCUUAUCAAGAUGCCGCUUUGUGUUUGGGUAAUUUCCUCGCGAGUUCCCAGACAUUACUAGUCAGUACAUCAGUUAGUUCAGUAUCUUUGUUAGUAAGAUGCAGUGCUUUACCAUUACUUAAUAUUAAUACAAAACAAGAAGCUGUACAGACAGACAAUCCGUUCAAUGUUAACCAAAAAGACAUAGUAACAGAAGAUGAAGUAACAAAGUAUACAGUCGCUGAGAGAUUGUUCAGAAUUGUUGGCAAUCCAACACUACCUUCUAAAGUGAAAGAAAGGGCGCUGUAUACUUUAGGUCUAAUGUGUUGUGGAGAAAGAUUGACGUUUUCGAAACAAAUCGUAAAAGGAUUCCUGCAAAUGGCUAAAGAUAGUAAAGAAUUCGAAAUUCACUUACAAAUCGGAGAAUCGCUCGUUCUUUGUGUUGAAGGUGUUAACUCAAAUGAAAAUAGAGACUUAUGGACUGAAUUACCUAGAGAGGGUGAUGCUAAAAUAAGAGAUUUAGAUGCAUUGAAAGAAAACGAUGAACUACUACAAUGGCUGUUACAAGAAUUGUUUAAAAUUGGCAAACAUCCGCAUCCACAUUCAAGACAGGCGACUAGUAUUUGGUUGUUAGCGUUACUAAAGAAUUGUUCCGAUAGAGAGCCAAUACGAAACAGCCUGCAACUCCUGCAGAAUGUAUUUAUGGAUUACCUCUCGGAGAAUAGUGAUAUAGUCCAAGACGUGGCGAGCAAAGGUCUGAGCCUCGUGUACCAGAACUCAGACGAGAGUCGCAAGCAGGCGCUGGUGGGGGAGAUCAUAGACCAGCUCACCAGCGGGAAGCGGUCCGUGGCACAGGUCACUGAUGAUACAAAGAUAUUUGAGGAGGGACAGCUCGGGAAGGCUCCCACAGGGGGCAAUUUGUCAACGUAUAAGGAGUUAUGCUCUCUAGCUUCGGAUCUGAAUCAGCCAGAUUUACUGUACAAGUUCAUGCAUCUCGCACAUCACAACUCUGUCUGGAAUUCAAAGAAAGGCGCGGCGUUCGGUUUCCAUUCAAUAGCGCUGCAGGCGGGGGUGCAGUUGGCGGAGCACUUGCCGCGGAUAGUGCCGCGGCUCUACCGCUACCGCUUCGACCCCACGCCCCGCAUACAGACCUCUAUGGCCAGCAUCUGGCACGCCAUAGUGCCCAACACACAGCACACGGUUCAAAAAUACCACAAGGAGAUAUUAGAUGACCUCGUGGCGAAUCUGACGUCGAACCAGUGGAGGGUCAGGAUGUCCUGCUGCAACGCGUUGUCUGAUCUCUUGAGGGGCGCGCGGAGCCUGCAGGAGUCGCUGGCGCAGCUGGGCGCGCUGUGGGCGCAGCUGUUCCGCGUCAUGGACAACGUGCACGAGGGCACGCGCCUCGCCGCCGCCGCCACCGCCAACGUGCUCUCCAAGCUGUGCGUGCAAGCAUGCGACGCGGCGCAGGGCAAGGACGGGCAGCGCGUGCUGAGCGCCAUCCUGCCCGUGCUGCUGGACACCGGCAUCACCAACCUCGUCAAGGAAGUGCGCAGCGUCAGCCUGUUGACGAUAUCCCGGCUGGUGUCGUCGUGCGGGCAGCAGGUGUGCGCGCUGGUGUCGCGGCUGGUGCCGGCGCUGCUGGGCGCGGCGGGCGAGCUGGAGUCGGCGCGCCUGUCGCACCUCAGCACCGUGCUCGCGGACUCCAGCACGCGCGAGGUGCUCGACGAUCUGCGAGCUAAUGCCACUAAACAUCAUUAUACCACGGAUACUGUCGUCAAGUGCAUGCCAUACAUCACGAUAGACAGUAUGAAGGAGAUGCUGCCCGCGAUCCUGGAGCUGAUGAGGUCCCCGCAGCUGGGCACGAAGGUGGCGUGUGCGCACUUCAUCGUGCUCUCCGCGCACUACCUGCGCGCGGGCCUGGAGCCCGUCGCCGGCAAGCUGAUGACACAUCUCCUCAACGGAGCCUUCGACAGGAACCCCACUGUUAGGAAGAACUACGCGGAAGCGCUGGGACAAGUUUCUGCCUUCGCUAAGCCUCAAUCAAUAGAGAAGUUGAUGAAGAAACUGAUAAAUCUGUACGAGACGAAGGAGGACGAGGUGUCGCGGUCGGCGGUGGCGCUGAUGCUGCGCGCCAUCGCCAAGGCCAAGGCUGACCAUCUCAAGGAUAAUGAGGACAUCCUCGCACCGGUCGUCUUCUUAGCUAUGCACGCGCCUAAAGAUGAAGAGUCGAGUACCGUGGAGAUGUUUUCUGAGCUGUGGGGCGAGCUGAGCCCGGCGCGCGAGAGCGGCAUGCGGCGCCACCUGCCUGCGCUGCGCCGCCGUCUGGAGACCGCGCUCGCCGCAACCACCUGGAACACCAAGAUACAGGGUGCGACUGCUAUAAAGACGCUGUGCGCGGAGGUGUCGUGCGGGCUGGGCGAGGAGCGCGAGCCGCUGCUGCGCGCCGCGCUCGCCGCCGCGCACGGCAAGACCUUCGACGGGAAAUAUCAUCUACUGGACGCACUCGCAGACCUCUGCACUGUGAAGGAGGGCGAGGGUCCUCUGAACGCGAGUCUCGCCGGCGAGUGCGUGUCGCUGCUGCUGGCGGAGUGCCGCAAGCAGGAGGCGGCGCACAAGCGGCGCGCGCUGGCGGCGCUCGGCCGCGCGCUCGCCGCCACGCGCUGCGACGUCUUCCAACACGUCUAUGACAUCGUCAAACUCAUACUCACCAAGGACGAGUCAUCGAUGGAGAAGGAUUCAGACGACGAGGACAACGAGAGCUGCCGGCGGCGCGCGGAGCAGCUCACCGCGCUCAAGGAGGCCGCCUACGAGCUGCUUGGCAACGCCUGGCCCAAGGACCCCCACACACAAUACAAAUAUCAGCAGGAAUUCUUCGAGCACUGCGCCCAGUGUUACGCGACCUCCACACGGACGACACAACUCGCUUUACUGCGCUCCAUGGCCAGUGUGUUACCACAACUGGAGGUGCUGCGCGCCCGCGGACAGCCAAUGGACACUGAUGACACCGCACCUGCACCCAAUGCCACCCCUGUCAUUACUUCCGCAGAUCGCGACAAAGCAAUCGCAAAUAUCACCACAAAUGCGGCUAAAGUCGUUGAUUAUACGUUAAAGAACAGUAACCAAGUGAGACAUCGAAAAGACGCGCUCAAUAUUUUAGAGAUACUAAUAAAACAGCUGACAGAAUUAAACAAGACAGAAGAACUAAAUAUACUAAAAGAGAUCUACCAGACGUACGCGCCGGAUCUCGCGAAGGAUUCCUCGCACGAGUUAAGAACCAAAGUGGAAAGUAUUAAAACUUACAUUAAUAAGUAAUGUUACCAUUUUUAUAACAAAGUGUAAUGUAAUAA